GGCCAGUGCGCGCAUCAACAUCAGACGCUCUGGGACAGAUGGACAAAGCAAGUCGCGCUGCAUAAUCAACGCAUCGUGUUUUUGAACGCUGCGAGGAAGGCGGCGACCCGCAGCCAUGCAGUCUGUGCGCCUGUGGGUUUGGCUGCUGAGCGCAUUGGUGUCAAUUCUUAUAUCGAAGCAGACCCAUCUCAUUUUCCACUUGAGCCAGCUUCUGGACUUCCUUUCCGUGCCUCAGUGGAUCUAUCUCUUGCCCAUCUCGCUGACGUUGGCUUGGGGCAUUGCUCAAGUCUGUUUCAUUUGGCUGAACACACUGAAGAUACCAUCCAGAGGCAAGGCGGUUUUCAUCACAGGUUGCGAUAGCGGGUUUGGACACCACUUGGCUCUUCGUUUACGCGACAGAGGCUUUCUCGUUUUCGCUGGUUGUCUGUUCCCGCAGGGGGAAGGAGCAUCCCGUUUAAUCAAGAGCUCCCAGAAAACCCGCGGCGACGGUGCGAUAUUGGUUGUACCGUGCGACGUCACAAGUGAGGACAGCUUGAAAGAAGCCGUCAACUUUGUGUCAACCAACCUCAGGGGCAAAGCUCUCUGGGCAGUCGUCGCGAAUGCCGGAAUCCUGACGUCCGGCUACGUGGAAUGGGCUUCGAUGUCGAAGCUGCAGAGGAUGUUCGACGUCAAUGUUUUCGGGGUCAUGAGAACGAUACGGGCCUUCGUCCCGUUUCUGAGGACAUCAAAAGGUCGUGUUGUUGUCACAACGAGCUGGGCGGCUCACUUCGCUGCGCCGAACUUGGUAUCAUACGCGAUGACGAAGCAUGCUGUUCUCGCUCUUUGUAACGGUCUCCGUGCAGAACUCCUGCCCUUCGGGAUCGAAGUCAGCUCUAUCGAGCCAAACAUGUACAAAACAUCGAUCAUUCCUCCCUCGUCCGACGAAUUGGACGAACUGUGGGCUUCCUUGACUGACGAGCAGCAAACUGCGUACGGAGACGCUCUGCUGAAAAAAAGCCAUCAGAUGCUCAAAGACUUUGCUCAUCUCUGUGAAUCCGACCUAACUUUCCCAAUCAAUACGUUCGAGCACGCGAUCGUCUCUAGAUUCCCGAAGCCGAGCUAUCAGAGUGAUAGACUCUCGAUGUUGAUUUUGUCAAAAAUCGUCCUCUUCCUGCCGGAACAGUUCAACGAUUUCCUGCUGCAAAAUGUUAAUCGGCUCCUCUCACUUGGACGUCUCCUGCAUAAUUGACUCCCGAUCCCGAGCCGUGAUCAUAUUCAAUUGUGAAGCCGGAGGAAGCUGAGCUCCUCGGAGCGAAUAAAGACGAUUAUUCAAUGUACUGUCUCAACAAGGGAACUUCACC
Galendromus occidentalis (western predatory mite) is the source of this 1340-nucleotide messenger RNA. RefSeq names its product short-chain dehydrogenase/reductase family 9C member 7. Bases 116 to 1228 code for a protein of 370 amino acids. The record is from RefSeq and is a predicted model, not a curated record. Gene Ontology annotation, molecular function: oxidoreductase activity. Gene Ontology annotation, biological process: steroid metabolic process. NCBI's taxonomy places the organism in Eukaryota, Metazoa, Arthropoda, Arachnida, Mesostigmata, Phytoseiidae. Gene Ontology annotation, cellular component: intracellular membrane-bounded organelle. The transcript has 6 exons.